CGUGAGCAGGGCGGCCAAUGGGUGACCAGCACAGGUUUAACUAUGUUUAAUGUCAGAUAGCAAUAAAGUAGAAGCUGCCGGCCGGGCCCCGCGGAAAUGGGCGAGCAUAAUCUCUUGAAUCCCGGGUUUGUGGGGCCGCUGGUGAACAUCCACACGGGAGACACCUUCUACUUCCCCAACUUUCGCGCGUCCGGGGCGCAGCUGCCCGGGCUGCCUUCGCUGUCCUACCCGCGCCGCGACAACGUGUGCUCGCUGCCCUGGCCGUCGGCUGAGCCGUGCAAUGGCUACCCGCAGCCCUACCUCGGCAGCCCCGUGUCGCUCAACCCGCCCUUCGGCCGCACGUGCGAGCUGGCGCGCGUGGAGGACAGCAAGGCUUACUACCGGGAGCCGUGCGCCGAGGGCGCCGGUGGCAGCGCCCUGAAGCGCGAGGAACGCGGGCGCGACCCGGGCGCCGGACCCGGGGCGGCGCUGCUGCCGCUCGAGCCGUCGGGGCCGCCCGCGCUCGGCUUCAAGUACGACUACGGGGCAGGAGGCGGCGACGGCGGCACGGGACCCCCGCACGACCCGCCGUCUUGCCAGUCGCUGGAAUCCGACUCGAGUUCAUCCCUGCUCAACGAGGGCAACAAGGGCGCCGGCGCGGGCGACCCCGGCGGCUUGGUGUCGCCGUUGAACCCGGGCGGCGGGCUCUCGGCCAGCGGCGCGCCCUGGUACCCGAUCCACAGCCGCUCACGGAAGAAGCGCAAGCCCUACUCAAAGCUGCAGCUGGCUGAGCUGGAGGGCGAGUUUUUGGUCAACGAGUUCAUCACGCGCCAGCGCCGGAGGGAACUCUCGGACCGCUUGAAUCUUAGUGACCAGCAGGUCAAGAUUUGGUUUCAGAAUCGGAGAAUGAAGAAGAAAAGACUUCUGUUGAGAGAGCAAGCCCUCUCCUUCUUUUAAGGAAGGGGAGGGGGCAAGCCGCACAGGGUGCCAACCCCAGACUGAGCCUGUCCCUGGGCAGGGAGCAAAGGUGAGGGGCGCUGCCUGGGACACAGUCCACCU
Molecule: messenger RNA, 1038 nt
Organism: Ochotona princeps (American pika)
Lineage: Eukaryota; Metazoa; Chordata; Mammalia; Lagomorpha; Ochotonidae
Gene: HOXC12
Product: homeobox C12
Exons: 2
Coding region: 97-936 (279 amino acids)
Biological process (GO): regulation of DNA-templated transcription
Molecular function (GO): DNA-binding transcription factor activity, RNA polymerase II-specific; sequence-specific double-stranded DNA binding
Source: RefSeq, a predicted model, not a curated record